Saxophila tyrrhenica is the source of this 1635-nucleotide messenger RNA. RefSeq lists its product as uncharacterized. Gene Ontology annotation, cellular component: plasma membrane. NCBI's taxonomy places the organism in Eukaryota, Fungi, Ascomycota, Dothideomycetes, Mycosphaerellales, Extremaceae. Gene Ontology annotation, biological process: transmembrane transport; spermine transport; spermidine transport. Gene Ontology annotation, molecular function: spermidine transmembrane transporter activity; spermine transmembrane transporter activity. The record is from RefSeq and is a predicted model, not a curated record. The transcript is spliced from 5 exons. Bases 1 to 1635 code for a protein of 544 amino acids.
AUGCCACCAACCGAGAAGUCGUCCAUCGGCAGAGAGCAGCCCGAUGCUCUUCGGACCGAAAUGUCAAAAGACUUGGACAAGCCCGAAAAGAGUCCCCAAGCGGACAGCGAGUCGAUCACAUCUGCUCUGGGCGUGGGCGACAACGACGAUGCGUCGUUCGAACAGCAAGGCAGCGACCUUGAAAAAGCCAUCACCCAAGCAAGCCAUACCAGCCACGAGCCCGCAACACGUAUCGUAACUGCAGUCGACUGGACGGGGCCCGACGACAAAGGAAACCCCAUGCUCUGGCCAUUGUGGAAGAAAGGAUAUCAGACGAUGGCCAUAGGUAGCCUGGCGUGCGCAAUCACCAGCGGAUCCUCGCUCAUAUCCCCUGCCACAUUGGAAAUUGCAGAGCAAUUUCAGGUCUCUCGAACAGUGGCCCUGCUCCCUCUGACGCUGUAUCUGCUGGGCCUGGCUCUCGGGCCGGUCAUCGCAGCUCCCAUCUCCGAGACCUACGGGAGAACCAUCGUCUACAAGAUCACAGCACCACUGUUCUUGCUCUUCCUUGUAGGCGCCGGGUUCACCAACUCGCUGGCAGGCCUGCUUAUCUGCAGGUUGUUGGCUGGCACGGCGGGGUCUCCUUGCCUGGCUGUCGGCGCUGGUUCCACUGCUGACAUUUUUGCGCCUCACACACGUGCGCUAGCUUCUUCACUCUUCAUCAUGAUGCCCUUCCUCGGCCCCUCGAUCGGCCCUGUCAUCGGCGGCUUCGCAGCCCAGUACAAAGGAUGGAGAUGGACGCAAUGGUGCACCAUCUUCAUCGGCGUGGCAGCCUUCGCCCUCGUCCUCCCACUCCAGGAAACGUACAAGAAAGUCAUCCUCACCAGACGGGCGAAAAAGCUUGGAGUACAAGGCCCGCCUCAGUCUCCGGAAAAGGGUUGGGCUUACGCCAAGAAGAUGCUGACCAUCACACUCCUCCGACCAGUUCACAUGCUCUUCUCCGAACCCAUCGUGCUCUUCCUCAGCCUCUACAACGCCUUUUGCUUCAGCGUGCUGUACGCCUUCUUCGCGGCAUACCCAUACACCUUUGAGUCAGUGUAUGGCUUCAAUACUUGGCAGUCGGGGUUGACGUUCUUGGGAGUGCUGGUUGGAGUUCUCUCGGCGGUGGCCACGACCAUGGUGAUUGACAGGCAGAUCUACAUGAAGAUAUAUCGGAGGACCUUGGGAGAAGGCAAGACGCUUGUAGCGCCAGAACAUCGGUUAUACCCUGCGAUGGCAGGAGCAUUUGGCGUGCCAGUAGGCAUUUUCUGGUUUGGCUGGUCCGCCCAUCCGUCAGUACACUGGAUCUCCCCGAUCCUUGCUGGCAUUCCGUUCGCGUGGGGCAAUCUAUCCAUCUUCAUAUCCUCCGCCCUCUACCUGAUCGAUGUGUACGGACCCCUGAACGGCGCAUCGGCCAUGGCGGCGAAUGGUCUUGCCCGCUAUGGCCUGGGCGCGGUUUUCCCGCUCUUCACCUUCCAGAUGUACGAGCGACUGGGCAUUGACUGGGCUACCAGCCUUCUAGGCUUCAUCGCCAUUGGCUUCCUUCCGAUACCCUGGGUGUUCUUCAAGUAUGGCCCAACGAUCCGGAGUAAAAGCGCGUAUGACACCAUAAAGGUCUGA